This is a messenger RNA of Helicoverpa armigera (cotton bollworm), 982 nucleotides long. Its product is annotated as histidine protein methyltransferase 1 homolog. The coding region runs from base 125 to 982 and encodes 285 amino acids. Gene Ontology annotation, molecular function: protein-L-histidine N-tele-methyltransferase activity. Gene Ontology annotation, biological process: peptidyl-histidine methylation, to form tele-methylhistidine. NCBI's taxonomy places the organism in Eukaryota, Metazoa, Arthropoda, Insecta, Lepidoptera, Noctuidae. The transcript is spliced from 4 exons. The record is from RefSeq and is a predicted model, not a curated record.
GACAUUUUCUUGUAAACAAAUACACAUGGUGUGGUUUGUGAAUUAUUCCUUAUUUAUUAUUUUCUUAUAAAGAGUAGAAAUAAGUUAAAUAAGUAGAAACGAAAUUUAAGCACUUUUAUACAAUAUGAGUACUUUUAGGUUCAAUUUUUCGGGUGCAGAUGACGAUAAUAAACUGGAUGAAACGAAGGAAACCAUUGAGUGGUUAGAAAGUGAAGAAAUAGUACCAGAUAAACAAAUAAAAAAUCUUGAUAGCAUAGUAACCCGUGCAAAGAUGUUUGCCUGUGGCGAUGUAGAGAUUGGUCAUGUAGUAGUGAGCGAGGCAAUGGCUAGUAUUGAAGAGAGUGGACUUAAGAAUGUAAUUGAAUUAGCGGAAAAGGAACACAGCGAUCUUGUUGCUGGCAAAUAUGAAGGUGGACUUAAGAUUUGGGAAUGUACUUAUGAUCUAAUACAAUAUCUUGAAGAAAAUCUAACUGGAAUGAAAUUUGAAAAUAGUAAUGUAUUGGAUUUGGGAUGUGGUGCUGGAAUUCUUGGAAUAUAUGCAUUUUUACACAAUUCUAAAGUUACAUUUCAAGAUUAUAAUAAAGAAGUUUUGGAACAUCUGACAAUACCUAACGUAUUACUAAACAUUGAGGAAGAAGAGGACAGAGAAAAAGAAAUACAGAGGUGUAAAUUCUAUUCAGGAGACUGGGAUUCCUUCAACCAAAAGUUACCUCAAUCUGAAGUAUUUGACAUAAUCCUGACCUCAGAGACAAUUUACAAUGAGAGUAACUAUGAAAAACUUAUCAAACUGUUUGUGGACAGACUGAGCAAAGAUGGAGCAGCAUAUGUAGCAGCCAAAACAUACUACUUUGGAGUUGGGGGUGGAGUACGUCAAUUUGAGCAAAAUAUCACCAAAAACGGGCAUUUAACAAGCACAGUUUGCUGGAAAAGUGAAGGUGGCAUACAAAGGGAAAUACUAAAAAUCACAAAAUUAACAGAAUAA